AUGAAUGGUAAACAAAAUGUAUCACAUUCAUCAGAUAGACAUGUUUCUUUAGCCAAUAUAGCAUCAGCAUUUAUAACCGAAAGAAAAUCAUCAUCUCGACGUCAAAAUAGUGUUCGUCGUAAAAAACGUUUAACCGUUAAAGAUCGACAACAAUCAAAUCAUAUUGAACGUUGUCUUGAAUCUGUUACAUCAUCUGAAACUGCCAUGCCAUUUAGAUCAACAUCUCCAAUCAUUUGUUCAACAAUAUCGAAUGUACAUAAUACAAGAGAGCAUAUAGCUCUGUAUGCCAUGAGUAAACAACGACAAAAACCAACAAUAAAGUCAAAUUUAUCUUUCUAUUCUCCACAUGAAUGUGUACUCAAUACGAGUCCUACAUUCGAUACAAAUAUUAAUCGUACAAUAAAAUCAACACAAGUAUCGUCAUCUUCAUCCACUACCUUAUCAACAACAAAUAUUAACAAAGAAUCAAAUUUAACAACAUGUAAUCCGCCAAUAAUUCUUCAACCUCAAACUCAGAUAUCAAAUUUUUCAUUUGAUCAAAUAUGUCCAUCAUCAUUAUCAUUACAAAACAAAAAAGAUCGAUCAAGAGUUAGUGGUGUACCAACGAGUUAUGCUCAAUUUUUAAAAUCAAGAGAUAUCGAUAAAGUGAAAAAAAUCCUUUCUCAAGAAGAUCAGCGACUAUUACUAUCAAGUGAAUUUUUUGAAGAUGGUAAAGAUAGUGAUCCAUAUGUAUCGGUUAUUGCCCGUUUAGGUGAAGCUAUCCAAGAUUCAGAGACGCUCGCUGAAUUUGUUAAAAAAUCAUUUUCAAUUGUCACAAAUACAUGUGUCAAAUAUUUAAAUGAAUGUCCUGUACAACCCAAUCUUCCUGUUUAUUUACUUGUUGUGGGUUCAAUGGGUCUUGUUCGUGUAUUAAAUUUACUUUGGAAACAAUUUCGUCGACGACGAAUGCGUAAAAAUGAGGGUAUCGAAUUAGAUCAAGAAGAAGAACCAGAUAUUGGUAACGGUAGUGGUUUCACAGAUGCUAUUUUAAAUUUGUUUUUAUUGGCUUGGUUUAUUGUUGGACAGUUUUGGACAUAUAGUGUAUUUAUGCCAAGAUUCGAAGCCGAAUUAUUAAAUCCACAUAAUUAUUGUCAUAAAAAUGUUUACAUUUUCACGCUGAUUCAUAUUGGUUUCGUUUAUGUAAUGUUUUUAGCAUCUAUUAUUUUUUUAAUUGCGCUAACUAUGUGCGCUGCUUGUCCACAUAUACUCGUCAAACCUCAGAGAUGA
This is a messenger RNA of Didymodactylos carnosus, 1266 nucleotides long. The record is from the annotation of a GenBank genome assembly. Lineage: Eukaryota; Metazoa; Rotifera; Eurotatoria; Philodinida; Philodinidae.